Messenger RNA from Homarus americanus (American lobster), 950 nucleotides. Its product is annotated as fat-like cadherin-related tumor suppressor homolog. Gene Ontology annotation, cellular component: plasma membrane. The transcript is spliced from 5 exons. NCBI's taxonomy places the organism in Eukaryota, Metazoa, Arthropoda, Malacostraca, Decapoda, Nephropidae. Gene Ontology annotation, molecular function: calcium ion binding. The record is from RefSeq and is a predicted model, not a curated record. The annotation marks the transcript as partial. Gene Ontology annotation, biological process: homophilic cell-cell adhesion.
GCACACGAAUUGGAUCAGUGGGUGCACGUUAUGAUGGUGAAUUAGAAUAUUCAGUCGAGUGGGGAGGUCAUGAAACUUCUCCGCCAGUGUCUGUAUCAUCGCAGGGCACUUUGACCCUCACAUCUUUGCUUGACCAUGAAGAUAUUCACCGACUAUCACUCAUUGUCACUGCCCUACCUACAGACAAGCCUGAGUUGGCAUCAAGUACCAAUGUGGUUAUUGAAGUUCAAGAUGUAAAUGAUGAAUCCCCAGCAUUUGAGAGUGAGAAGUACUAUGUAUCUGUAGCCGAGAACACACCUUCUGGGUCAAAUGUUGUCAAAGUUUUUGCACAUGACCGUGAUGCAGGGAGCAACUCUGAGAUCCGCUACAUCUUGGAAGAGCAAUCACCACUUGUAGAGGAACCUCUCUUCACACUUGAUCCAUACUCUGGGUGGCUAUCCCUUAAUCAAGAGCUGGAUGCAGAGACAAAGUCAAAAUAUGAUUUAAAGGUUCUUGCCAAGGACAAUGGCACUCCACAAAGAAGUUCAACAACAAGUAUUAUCAUUGAAGUAAUUGAUUACAAUGACAAUGCUCCUCAAUUUGUUAAGGAGAAAUAUCAUGCUUCAGUAAGGGAGAAUGCUCUCCCUGGAACAGUUGUAGUGCAGUUGGAAGUUCUUGACUACGACUUAGGGGGAGGGGCCUUGGAUGGAGAAAUGGGACAAGGCAUCAUAUAUUACCUCACUGCUGGAAAUGCCCUUCAACACUUCCAUGUCCGAGGAGGGGGCCAAAUAUAUGUUGCUAAAGCUCUUGAUUGGGAGUCAGUGGACAAUUAUGCUUUAGAAGUUACUGCAACAGAUGGAGUCUUUGUUGCAAAGUCUUGGGUCUUCAUUCAAGUUUUAGAUGUUAAUGGUAAGCUAAUAUUUUCAGUAUCAAUAUCAUGUGUUUCACUUCACUGAUUAUCUCAUUAUUAU